Messenger RNA from Silurus meridionalis, 4325 nucleotides. It is a transcript of the gene pkp3b, whose product is annotated as plakophilin 3b. Gene Ontology annotation, cellular component: adherens junction; nucleus; plasma membrane. Gene Ontology annotation, biological process: cell-cell adhesion; cell-cell junction assembly. Lineage: Eukaryota; Metazoa; Chordata; Actinopteri; Siluriformes; Siluridae. The coding region runs from base 230 to 2542 and encodes 770 amino acids. The record is from RefSeq and is a predicted model, not a curated record. The transcript has 13 exons. Gene Ontology annotation, molecular function: cadherin binding.
ACACUACAUUGUAGAAAGGCGACACACAAGUGAAGUGGACAGUCUGAGUCUCCAUGAAGCCCAGGAUCAAUCAGACCUUAUUUAAGUUGUCUAUUUAACUUUAAAACACUUUUUUUCUUGCACGGAUACGAUUUUCUUGGGAAGUUUUUUUUUUGGUAGCUAAAUAUCCUUUUUUUUCCGGUCAUUUUUUCCGGUCAUUGUUCGGAUUAGACAGUAAGUUCAUUUCGAGAUGAGCACCACUGAGGGGUUGUUUUUCUCGGCUUUGCAGCCGCACACAGCCGUGAGCACCUACGCGGUACCUACUGACCGCGAGCUCACCGUGGACCGGCAGGCGAAGGAGAAGCGCGUGCAGCAGCAGGUCCAACAGCGGCUCGCGGAAAAAGCGUCACCAGAAUAUAGCAGCAUAUCCAUGAAGAGGUACAACAGUCAAGGAGCUGGAAUCAACUAUAAGACAGGCAGCAGACUAACAACCCCACGUUUGCAUAAGGUUACUGGAGAUUUCAGCUCACGCUCUGCUGUGGAAAUGGGCACGCAUCGCAGGAUCAGCAUUGGCACCCCUGUACCAGCUGUUGUGGGCAACCCGUACCGAUAUUGUGAUGUCUCCUACAAUGGAGGGCAUAGUAUUGGCCAGGUCAAUCGAGAGGAGCAAGAAGCAGGUUUGCAGUUUCAAGGGCAGCCUUUUCCCAGGGGUAACUGGGUAACUCCUGAGGGUAUGAGCUCCUCUGAGCAUCAAUCCUACUACGGCCAUAGUCCGUUGCCCGCUGUAUCUCCUAUGAGACGCAGCCUCAGUGGUACACUAGAGCAUGACAGUAUUGGCAGAGGAUGGAAGGAGGCAGAACUUGCUCAUCAGUAUUCCUCCAAAGGACCAGCCCAUCGGACCCUGAUGCGCAUGAAUAACCGGCAGAUGCAGCACCAGAGGAUGGGCAACAGCACUAUUCAAUGGCAGCAGGCAUCAGGUGGGGGCAGCACCAUAAUGGCCGGAGGGCAAUUUCCGAAUACGAUAAGACGUGCAGGAUCAGUACACAGUCUGAAGAGUGUGGGCCGAGGGGUGGAUGUGAGUGAUACCGUGGCUGAUGGCAGGGACAUUUCUGGAGGGAUCCAUAGCCUGGACAUGACGACUGCAAUCAGUUAUCUCAACUCAACAGAUAUUGCUAUGCAAACACUCGGAGCCGCCUACAUUCAGCAUCAGUGUUACCAUAGCAAUGAUGCCAAGGACCUGGUACGAAACCUGAAGGGGAUCCCAGCACUGGUGCAGCUAUACAGCAGUGAGAACCAGGAAGUGCAGCGGUAUGCUACAGGAGCCACGCGCAAUCUCAUCUAUGAGAGCAUGGAAAACAAGACGGCUCUAAUUGAGGCUGGGGGUAUCAGCAAAUUGGUUUCUGCAUUAAAAGAGCCAGAUGAUGAGCUUUGCAAGAAUGUUACAGGUAUUUUGUGGAAUUUGUCGUCUAAGGACAGUCUGAAGGAGAAGCUGGCAAGGGAAAGUCUAGCCGAGUUGACCGAACGAGUGCUUAUUCCUCUGUCUGGCAGUGGAGACUCUGCAGUUAUCCAGCAGAGCCAGUCAGAAAUGGAUAUAUUCUACAACACUACAGGCUGUCUUAGAAACCUGAGCUCAGUGAAUGGGAGGACCAGGCAGCAGAUGAGAGACACUCGAGGCCUUGUGGAAUGUCUUGUAGGAUACAUACAGAACUCUCUACAGGAGGGCAAGGUUGAGAACAAGGGUGUAGAGAACUGUGUGUGUGUCCUGAGAAACCUGUCCUACCAGCUGUAUUGUGAGAUCCCCACAUCAGUACUGCAGCGUUUAGAGGGUCCAUCAAGAGCUCAUGAUACACAUAGAAGAGACACCAUCGGCUGCUUCAAUCCACAGAGCAAGAAGACAAAGGAUAAGAGGAACCACGAGUUGGCUACAUUGUCUGAAGUAGCUCGAGUACCAAAGGGAGCUGAGUGGCUUUGGCAUCCUCAGAUAGUCGGGUUAUAUAAUCAAGUGCUGCAAAACUACGAGAUCAGCAGUGCUACCCGCGAAGCUGCAGCUGGAGCCUUACAGAACAUCACAGCAGGAGAAGGCCGGUGGGCGUCGGUGUUGAGUCGUGUAGCCCUGGAGCAGGAGAGGAUGCUGCCUGUGAUUAUGGAUCAGUUAAGAACUCCAACCGAUGCUGAGCUGCGUUCUCUCACCGGCCUGUUGAGAAAUCUGUCCCGGCACUGCAAGGACAAGGCAGAUAUGGCUACGAAAGUGGUGAAUAUCCUGGUGCCCAAACUGCCAAGUGAUGGGCAUCAGAAAGAGCCAUCCAGUGAAGUGGUGGUCAACAUCUGUGGCAUUCUCAACAAUCUGGUCAUGGGGAGUUCACUGGCUGCAAGAGAUGUGACUUACUUUGAUGGAUUGCCCAAAUUGGUUGGAAUCAAGAUGUCUCAUGACAACAGUCCAGGAAAGGUGAAGGCAGCUAAGGCCGCCUCCACAGUGCUGUGUAACAUGUUUGUAUACAGCAAGCUCCAUAAAGAUUUCAAGCAGAAGGGGUUCACGAGGAGGGACUUCACUGAAACGGUCUGAUUUAGUCAUACUUAGAAAUGGAUCUGUGUGAAGCUUAAAAUUAACAGGAAUAACCCAAUCAUCUAUCAAGCUCAACAUGAGGGGAGGCUUUCUGAGAACAUGCCUGUAAUCUUUGGCUUUUUUUUUUUCUUUUUUCUUCAAUUUGAUUGCUGUGCAUUUCUGGGAGGACAUUUUUUUUUCAGUGGAGUUGAAUGAAACUGGAUGGAUAUGUUGGAACAUUCAUUUAAUUUGAGGAAUAAAGAACAUUGUGGACUGUUUUUCUGACUCAGUUCCGCACCAUGAGUGUAUGCUCACCUUGAAACUGACCAGGAAAAAAUAUUGUCAUGCAAUGUCUAAUAACUCUUAGUGCUGUUGAGUUUGCGUGUGUGUGCGUGUGCGUGUGUUUGUACUGUAUACACUAAUGCAUUUAUCUAUCAGUAUGUAGAAUUAGACAUGACUCACAGUGUUAAAAAUAUGCAUCAUUACAUUUUUUUAUUUGUUUUGGUUGCCACAUUAUUUCAGAAUAUUUAGGGUUGUUUUAUAAGUAAAAACACUGUAAAUUCAUAUUGGUUUCUUGGACACUCAAAUUAAUAAUCGAAUUAUUUUAGCAUUUUGAACUGGGACUGAAUCUCAGUGCUACCCUUGAGAUUAAGAGUCUGUUUCUAAUUUAGGCUGGGAUUACAUGUUAUACUUGCACUGUAGCUCUCUAUUAUGUAGUGGUGUACUUUUGGCCAUCCACAAAGUCACAACAUCCAAGCAUUGAUGCAUAAACAGUGCUGUAUAUACAGUUUAAAAAGGUUGUGGUACCUAGUACAGUCAUACACAUAAAAAGAUCUGAAUUUAGAUUUGAAACAAAACAUAGGGCUUUUUAAAUCAUAAUAAUUAUUUUCUAAUGUUUGAUUUUUUGACGCUUUCUCUGUAUCAUUCUUAAAGAUCUGCUGGUUGAUUUUUAUUAAUCUAAGUGAUUUGUUUGUUCGUUUGUUUUUGACAUAGAAGGAUUUCAGAUUUCACUAACAAAUUACUGUUAAAAUUGCUUUUGUAGCAGACUGACUUAAAUACCUAAAUGAAAGUAUUAUGUGAGAGACUGUUAUGGUACCUCAACAAUAUGUUUUACACAUCAAGCAAAAAGUUGGCGUCACAUCGCCAAUUAAAUGUUACUCAUCUGUUGUUUUGAGACGUCUAUAACUAACAUUAUGAUCAUCUCAUAUAAAGAUAGUAAACAUGUAGUGAAGACUCACUUGUUCAGUUCAGUCUUCCUUUGCUAGUGAUUACUAAAACUGUUUGUAUGUUUACUGUUUUCUUAUUUUAACUUAUUCUCUCUCUCUCUCUCUCUCUCUCUCUCUCUCUCUCUCUCUCUCUCUCUUUUCCCAAACACGUGGGUGGAUUGAAAGGUUGACAGGAUACACAUUUCUCCCACUAAGCAGUGCCCAGACAGAUUGCCCUCUACACAGUCUGUCUGUUGUACGGGUGCAAAUGGUAAUAACUGUAUGAAAGGGGUGUUUUGGAAAAAUACUUGGGAAAUAACAGAAGACUGAGACACGUAAAAGGAACAGAUCAAAAACAGAUGUCAGGAAGCUGAUGGUCUUCAGCCAGAAAUGCUGACCUUGGGGUUUGGCUUGACCUUAUCUCAAAUGCUUAUUAUUAUCUUCUCACUGUGCAGGCCAUUGAGAGGGAAUGAGGAACAGUGAGGGUGGAAAGAGAAAAAGAAAAGGGAGUUACAUUGUGUAAAAUACUGAGAUAAAUGAGUGUCAGAGAGCGCAAUAUGAUGAAUCUUGAUUUCAAUAAACACACUAAUUCUUUUUUA